Alligator mississippiensis (American alligator) is the source of this 2048-nucleotide messenger RNA. RefSeq names its product protein arginine methyltransferase 5 (gene PRMT5). The transcript is spliced from 17 exons. Gene Ontology annotation, cellular component: cytosol; nucleus. Gene Ontology annotation, biological process: regulation of DNA-templated transcription; peptidyl-arginine N-methylation. The coding region runs from base 149 to 1951 and encodes 600 amino acids. The record is from RefSeq and is a predicted model, not a curated record. Lineage: Eukaryota; Metazoa; Chordata; Crocodylia; Alligatoridae.
GGCGGCGGCGGCAGCAGUGGCAGCGGCGGCUGCCGGGCCGGGCGCGGCGGGGGUGGCGCGCGUGUCCAGCGGCCGCGACCUGAGCUGCGUGCCGGAGGUGGCAGGGACCCUGGGCGCCGUGGCCCGGCAGGGGUUUGACUUCCUUUGUAUGCCUGUCUUCCACCCGCGCUACAAACGGGAGUUCACGAGAGAGCCGGCGCGGAGCCGCCCAGGUCCCCAGACCCGUUCCGACCUGCUGCUCUCCGGGAGAGCUCUGCAUCCCCCAGACUGGAACACACUGAUCGUGGGGAAGCUCUCGCCCUGGAUCCGCCCUGACUCUGCGGUGGAGACCAUCCGCCGCAACUCAGAGGCGGCAAUGCUGCAGGAACUUACGUUCGGGGCCUACCUGGGCCUUCCCGCCUUCCUGGUGCCACUGACGCAGGCUGAGAACCCGAACCUGGCACGGGUGCUGAGCACCCACCUGCACACCGGGCACCACAGCGCCAUGGUAUGGAUGCGGGUGCCCCUAUUGGCCCCCGAAGACCUGCGGGACGACCUCAUCACUAACGAGCCACUGGAUGAGCAGCCCAAUGAGGCUGGUGAGGAGAAAACCUGGACCUGGUGGCACAACUUCCGCACCCUGUGUGACUACAACAAGCGCAUUGGUGUGGCGCUGGAGGUGGGGGCCGACCUGCCUUCCGGUCACGUCAUCGACCGCUGGCUGGGGGAGCCAGUCAAGGCCGCCAUCUUGCCGACUUCCAUCUUCCUCACCAACAAGAAGGGCUUCCCCGUGCUCUCCAAGGGGCACCAGCGCCUCAUCUUCCGCCUCCUCAAGCUGGAGGUGCAGUUCAUCGUGUGGGGCGCCCACCACCAUCCGGAGAAGGAGUUUUGCUCCUACCUGCAGUACUUGGAGUACCUGAGCCAGAACCGGCCCCCGCCCUCCGCCUACGAGCUCUUUGCCAAGGGCUACGAGGACUACCUCCAGUCUCCCCUCCAGCCCCUGAUGGACAACCUGGAGUCACAGACUUAUGAGGUCUUUGAGAAGGACCCUAUCAAAUACUCACAGUACCAGCAGGCUAUCUACAGAUGCUUGCUGGACCGGGUACCCGAGGAAGAGAAGGACACUAAUGUGCAGGUGGUGAUGGUUCUGGGAGCAGGGCGGGGGCCCCUGGUGCAUGCCACGCUCCGGGCCUCGCGCCAGGCUGCUCGCCGGGUCCGUGUCUACGCUGUUGAGAAGAAUCCCAAUGCCAUCGUCACGCUGGAGAGCUGGCAAUAUGAGGAGUGGGGCUCGCAGGUGACAGUGGUGUCGCGGGACAUGCGGGAGUGGGCGGCGCCCGAGCAGGCCGACGUGGUGGUCUCGGAGCUGCUGGGCUCCUUCGCUGACAACGAGCUGUCGCCGGAGUGCCUGGACGGGGCCCAGCACUGCCUCAAGGAGGGUGGUGUGAGCAUCCCUUGUGACUACACGUCCUUCCUGGCACCCAUCAGCUCCUCCAAGCUCUACAACGAGGUGCGGGCCUGCCGCGAGAAGGACCGUGACCCUGAGGCACAGUUUGAGAUGCCCUAUGUCGUGCGGCUCCACAACUUCCACCAGCUGGCACCGCCCCAGCCCUGCUUCUCCUUCCACCACCCUAACUCAGAUACAGAGCGGGACAACAGCAGGUACCGGAUGCUGGAGUUCAGUGUGGAGGUGAACACGGUGCUACAUGGCUUUGCCGGCUACUUCGAGACCACCCUCUAUGGCGACAUCAUGCUCAGCAUCCGCCCUGAGACGCAUUCCCCAGGCAUGUUCUCCUGGUUCCCCAUCUUCUUCCCCAUCAAGCAGCCGCUGGCCGUGCAGGCGGGCGAGCGGGUGCGCGUGUCCUUCUGGCGCUGCACCAACGCCAAGAAGGUGUGGUAUGAGUGGGCCGUGACGGCGCCUGCCUGUUCGGCCCUGCACAACCCGACUGGGCGCUCCUACACCAUCGGCCUCUGAGCCUUCUCGGGGGCCAGGGGCCUCCUCCCCCGCUGCCCCGUCCCACGCUUCCCUGUUCCCCAGUUUGUGGAUUUGAAUAAAAUGGAGUUUAGCAGCU